AUGUUUAAAUUCUACAGUUUAUUUUUUCUUCUGCUAAUCUCAAUAGGCACUGAAACACAAGGAUAUAAAAUCUUAUGUUUUUGUCCUCAAUUCGGCGGUAGUCACAUAGCUUUUAUUUCCCACAUUGCUGAUAUUCUUGUUGAUGCAGGACAUGACGUGGUAAUGCAUCUUUCUUCCAAAUUUGCUGAAUUGUUCGUUAAAACCUGUGGACAACUUAAUGCUCAAAAGGAGCUGCUGAAACGGUUAAAAGCCGAAAAGUACGACUUAGCAAUAGCUGAAGUUUUCGACGCCUGUUCUUGGAAAUCUGCAAUAGCGAAUAGAACCAAAUUGAUUUUGGUUUCAUUUGGUUCAAUGGUAAACAGCAGUGACAUGCCACAAGAAAUGAAAGAUAAUGUACUGAAAACGUUCGCACAAUUCCCAGAGAUAUUGUUCAUUUGGAAGUAUGAAUCUGACGAUCUCGACAUAAACAACUAUAAAAAUGUUAUUCUCAGCAAGUGGACCCCUCAGAAUGACUUAUUAAACGAUCCACGAAUGAUCGCGUUUGUAACACACGGCGGUUUGAACAGCGUUAUUGAAUCGCUAAGCAGAGGCGUACCAAUGAUAACGGUUCCAUUGUUUGCUGAACAGAAGCAUAACGCAGCCAUGGUAAGACGAGCCCACGUUGGGAUAACAAUUUCGGCUGAUCACUUAGCUAAUUCUGAAAAGUUCGUGGCGUCGUUGUCAACAAUUCUUAACGAUAUCAGUUACGCUGCGAAUGCCAAAAGGAUGUCAAGGAUGAUCGCUAAGAAACCAAUGAAACCUAGAGAAACGUUGAUAAAAUACGCCGAAUUUGCUGCAGAAUUCGGAAAUUUGCCUCAUUUAGAUCCUGUUGGUCGAAAAAUGCCAUUUUAUAAAUUGUAUCUGUUAGAUAUAAUUAUUCCUUUACUUCUUCUAAUUAUGCUACUCUUCGCAGCAGUUUUAUUUGCAAUAUACAAAAUUGUUAUUGUUACUCUAAGGCAUAUUACUGUUACUAAAAAUAAAACUGAAUAA
Messenger RNA from Enterobius vermicularis (human pinworm), 1029 nucleotides. Lineage: Eukaryota; Metazoa; Nematoda; Chromadorea; Rhabditida; Oxyuridae. The record is from the annotation of a GenBank genome assembly.